Messenger RNA from Cyprinodon variegatus (sheepshead minnow), 1418 nucleotides. It is a transcript of the gene sfxn4, whose product is annotated as sideroflexin 4. NCBI's taxonomy places the organism in Eukaryota, Metazoa, Chordata, Actinopteri, Cyprinodontiformes, Cyprinodontidae. The transcript is spliced from 14 exons. Gene Ontology annotation, biological process: monoatomic ion transport; mitochondrial transmembrane transport. Gene Ontology annotation, cellular component: mitochondrial inner membrane. Gene Ontology annotation, molecular function: monoatomic ion transmembrane transporter activity. The record is from RefSeq and is a predicted model, not a curated record. Bases 117 to 1061 code for a protein of 314 amino acids.
AGUAUUCGUUAAACAGCUUGACCUCAGAUGCAUGAGAAAGACAUGCUUUAUUAUUUUUCCCCAACAGUUGCUGGUCUUCUUAACUUCAGAAGUGUGAAUUAAACUUUUCGUUAGUUAUGGAUCCGAACCUGCAGCUCUGGAAAAGCCACGGCCAGUCUUUCCUCAGUAGAUUAAAGACCUGGUUUAAUCUCCUGGAUCCCAGCCUGCUGCUCUCCUCUGAUGCUGAAAUACUUAAAGCCCAUGCUCUUCUUGGAAGCAGAGAGAAGCUAAAUAAAAAGGAUGAGGCUGCAGUGAGUCUCUCACUUUCUUCUCUACAUGCUGACUCUGGUGCUGUCCUCCCACUUAUUUUCCGUCCUCCUGCAUUUUUUCCAAUUUCAGCACCUUUGGUGGUUGCGAGUCUUUUGUUUCAUAGCGGAGUCAAACCGGCUCUGUUUUGGCAGUUUUUGCUCCAGGGUUACAAUGCCGGGUUUAACUACAUGAACAGGAACACUUCAGCAGAGCAGGGGAAGAAGGCGUCUUUAAAGCAUCUUCUGCUCAUCGCAGGAACAGUUUCCUACACAACGUUUGCAGGGGCCCUUCCUCAGAUUAUCGUCAACAGACUCCGGGUGAGAAGCCCCCCGCUGCAGACGUUCUGCAGGUCAAUACUACCCAUCCCUCUCUCAGCUGCUCUGGCCUUCUUCAACGUCCUCACCAUCAGAAACGAGGAGACGGAAACGGGGAUCCAAGUGUUCGACCGUAACGGAAACGCAGUCGGCGUUUCCAGAGCAGCAGGAGAAAAGGCUGUGUGGGAAACUGCGCAAUCGAGAGCCGUUCUGUUUGGGACGACCGCUGCUGUUCCUAACCUGCUCAGUUUGCUCCUACAGAGAACCAGAUUUUUCCAGAGGAACUCUCUGCUGGUGGCUCCAUGCCGCCACAUCAGCGUCGUGCUGACCCUCUGCCUGAUGGUCCCCGUCUCGUUCAGCCUCUUCUCACCAGUAGGAACGAUAAAACGGGAGAAGGUGGAGAAGGAGUUGCUACCCGGAGCGGUUGGCGAGGAGCUGAUCUACCAUAGAGGACUCUGAGGAGCUGCUGGGCGGCAUCACUUCACCCAGAAACAUCUCAGCCUAUGAAAUAUUUAAAUCAUCAAACCAAGUCAUGUUGAUAUUAACUUUAUUUAAUGUUAUAUCAGGUGUUGUUUUAUACCAAACAUAGUAUUAAAUCUUAAAAAUACAUUUGCUUUAAUGUUACAUGAUUAGUGACACAUAAACCUGCUCACUCAUUUGUAGGAAUGAGGCACAAAAAUAAUCGGAUGAGGCAAACAGCCAGGCUACACCAGCCAUGGUGAAGUCAAUGUGGGGAUUUAAGUGUGAAAAAAACCUGGCGAUUCAUCGAUCAGGCUUUUCCGAGGGUUUUAUUUUGUCAUUGUACUUUAAACACUA